AUGAAAGUUAAAGCCUUGUCUCGAUCCACGUCUGAUUACGUCCGCGAGAGAGCUCAGGAUACCCACAAGGUUCAGCGUAACCUUGACCCAGCACUCCACCCAUUCGAAAAAGGAAGAGAAUAUGUCCGUGCCCUCAAUACUGUCAAACUCGAGCGUCUGUUUGCCAAACCCUUUGUUGGUGCCCUGAGUGGUCACAUUGACGGUGUUUACAGCAUGGCAAAGCAUCCUCAGAAACUUAGUUCAAUCAUUUCUGGAAGUGGUGAUGGUGAACUUAGAGUUUGGGAUCUUUCUGAACAAGCAACAACCUGGAGGACAAAGGGACACACUAGUAUUGUCAAUGGAGUGUGUGCCGGUCAUCAUACAGGCCAAUUUUUGUCUUGCUCAUCUGACAAGACUGUCAAAAUCUGGAACCAAUCUGUGGGAACUGAUCCUAUCGAAACAUACAUGGGCAAGAAUGCUUUCACAGGCUUAACUCAUCACCGUAGCGACCCUAUUUUUGCUACAUCUGGACAUACUGUGGAUGUCUGGGACGAGACUCGCUCAGACCCUAUCCAUUCUUUCGAAUGGGGAGCCGACUCAUACCAAACUGUCAAAUUCAACCAGGUCGAAACUAACAUCUUGGCCAGUUGUGGACAAGAUCGUACAAUUGUUCUUUAUGAUUUGAGAACCAGCAAGCCCUUGUCAAAGUUGGUGAUGGCAAUGAAGACAAACGCAAUUGCAUGGAAUCCUAUGGAAGCCUUUAUCUUUACUGCUGGUAGUGAAGAUCAUAAUGCAUACACAUUCGAUAUGCGCAACAUGAAGGCUGCGCAAAAUAUUCUCAAGGAUCAUGUCUCUGCAAUUCUUGAUGUAGAUUAUUCUCCCACUGGCCAGGAAAUCGUCACUGGUUCUUAUGAUCGUACCCUUCGUAUCUACAACUCCCGUAGCGGACACAGCAGAGAUGCUUACCACACAAAGCGAAUGCAGAGAAUCUUCUGUGUUCAGUUUUCUAUGGACAGUAAAUAUGUUCUUUCGGGUUCAGACGACGGUAAUAUCCGACUCUGGAAGGCCAAGGCAUCCGAGAAACUGGGUGUUAAGGACUGGCGUGAGAAGAACCAUCUUGAAUACGCUGCCAAACUUAAGGAACGUUAUAGUCAUAUGGAUGAGAUCAAGCGUAUCGAUCGACACAGACACACACCUUAUGGAGUCAAGCGGGCAGAUUCCAUCAAGAAGGAGAUGUUGUCGGCUCAGAAGCGAAAGGAGGACAACAGACGGAAGCACAGCAAAAAGGGAACCGAAGAGAAAAGGGUAUCCGAGAGAGAAAAGGCCAUUAUCGGCAUUGCCAAAUAA
Phycomyces blakesleeanus NRRL 1555(-) is the source of this 1326-nucleotide messenger RNA. RefSeq lists its product as hypothetical. The record is from RefSeq and is a predicted model, not a curated record. The transcript has 7 exons. Gene Ontology annotation, molecular function: protein binding. Gene Ontology annotation, cellular component: nucleolus; small-subunit processome. The coding region runs from base 1 to 1326 and encodes 441 amino acids. Gene Ontology annotation, biological process: maturation of SSU-rRNA from tricistronic rRNA transcript (SSU-rRNA, 5.8S rRNA, LSU-rRNA). Lineage: Eukaryota; Fungi; Mucoromycota; Mucoromycetes; Mucorales; Phycomycetaceae.